AUGAAAGCAAAAAUAUUUUUUAAGUUGAUAGUUGUGAGUAUUGUCAUUAUUUAUGCGUUGUUUCCUGGAAGAUUUGCUGUCACUUAUCCAUAUAUUCCCAUUGAAGAUAUUAAAUAUCACUUAGUACCAGUGUACAAACCAAAUUCAAAGUCAUGUCCGACACUACCUGAGCUGGGAUUAAGUACAGAACUACAAAUUAAGACUGGAUAUUACAAUAAGUCUACAUAUGCAAAUCUUUUAAAUGUUCAGAAAGGUGGAUUUUGGAAACCAUCGUUUUGCAAUCAUGUUUAUGAAGUUGCAAUUAUAAUUCCAUUCAGAAAUAGAAUGAAUCAGCUAAAUAUUUUUCUUCAAUACAUUCAUCCCUUUUUACAAAAGCAUUUGAUAAGUUAUAGAAUUUUUUUAAUUGAACAAACUUUUUCAAAGCCUUUCAAUCGAGGAGCACUCAUGAAUAUAGGAUUUGUAGAAGCGCUUAAAUUUCAUUUAUUCCACUGUUUUAUUUUUCACGAUGUCGAUUUGUUACCCUUGGCAGAGAAAAACAUUUAUACUUGUACUAAGCAACCAAGGCAUCUGACAGCUGCACUUAAUACAUGGAGAUAUAAAUUAAAAUAUAAAAAUGCUUUUGGGGGAGCAGUAGCAAUAUUACGAGAUCACUUUAUACAAAUAAAUGGUUUUUCCAAUGAAUACUUUGGAUGGGGAGGUGAAGAUGAUGAUUUGUUGGAAAGAAUUUUGAAGAAUAAAUUGGGAUUCUGUAGAUUUUCUCCAGAAGUAUCUAAGUAUGUUAUGCUUCAUCACAAAUCAGAAGAUAAGAACCCUGAUAGAUUUGAAAUAUUAGGAAAAGCUCAAACUAGAUUUGAAACAGAUGGAAUUAAUUCCCUAAAUUAUACAAAAUUAUUUUUUAAAGAAAAAUCACUGUAUACCCAUAUUAUUGUCGAUAUUCAUUGA
Molecule: messenger RNA, 942 nt
Organism: Pediculus humanus corporis (human body louse)
Lineage: Eukaryota; Metazoa; Arthropoda; Insecta; Psocodea; Pediculidae
Exons: 3
Coding region: 1-942 (313 amino acids)
Biological process (GO): glycosphingolipid biosynthetic process; carbohydrate metabolic process
Molecular function (GO): N-acetyl-beta-glucosaminyl-derivative 4-beta-N-acetylgalactosaminyltransferase activity
Source: RefSeq, a predicted model, not a curated record